Alternaria incomplexa is the source of this 858-nucleotide messenger RNA. RefSeq lists its product as uncharacterized. The transcript has 4 exons. Bases 1 to 858 code for a protein of 285 amino acids. Lineage: Eukaryota; Fungi; Ascomycota; Dothideomycetes; Pleosporales; Pleosporaceae. The record is from RefSeq and is a predicted model, not a curated record.
AUGGAUGUACCGGUGGCCGCGAACGUGCUGGGAACGCUAGGAGCAGUGUGUUGGUCCAUUCAGCUCAUCCCACAAAUCGUUAUCAACUAUCGAAGGCAUAAUGCUACUGGACUCCAGCCGACCAUGAUGAUGCUGUGGGCGUGGGCUGGGGUUCCCCUUGGCGUUUACAACAUCGCUGAGGACUACAACAUUGCUCUGCGCAUUCAGCCUCAGAUUCUUACCGUACUGAGCCUGGUGACGUGGAUCCAGUGUUACUACUAUGAGAAGAGUUGGUCGGUUCUCCGUUCGCUCGCAGUUGUCGUCCCUGUGGCGUGCCUCAUGGGCGGCAUUCAAGCUGGUCUCAUCUUCGCCAUUCAGCAUGCCAAGUCAGAGGGACUGCAUUGGCCCAGUAUCCUCAUGGCUGUUGCUUCAGCCGCUCUGCUUGCUGCUGGUGUCCUGAGACAUUACGUGGAUGUCUACGUUCACCGGACGGUUCGUGGCAUAUCCUUCAUCUUUGUCGGUAUUGAUGCUCUGGGAGAUCUUUUCUCCUUGGUGUCAGUCGUCUUCCAGCCUAAGCUUGAUGUCCUGGGUCUGGUCAUCUAUGGCACCGAGCUGGUGUUAUGGAUCGGCAUCUUCGUGUGCGGAGCGUAUUACAAUCUCCCGUCGUGGUACGCUGCCAAGAAUGAGACGAAGAGGAGCGACGAGGUCUUGGGUGAGCCGAACAGUGGGCCGGCGGACACGACUGGCAUCGCACUUCACGAUCUGCCCUCUAGCACUUCCGUGUUCAGGACACCAUCGGGCGAAAUUGAAGCGAUCCGACAGCGCAGUAUGGGCUCAAUACGUGCUGCUGGUCUGGAACAUCUACCGCGGAGGGUGUAG